This is a messenger RNA of Prosopis cineraria, 1367 nucleotides long. RefSeq names its product cytosolic sulfotransferase 15-like. The record is from RefSeq and is a predicted model, not a curated record. Gene Ontology annotation, biological process: sulfation. Lineage: Eukaryota; Viridiplantae; Streptophyta; Magnoliopsida; Fabales; Fabaceae. Bases 10 to 1041 code for a protein of 343 amino acids. The transcript has a single exon. Gene Ontology annotation, cellular component: cytoplasm. Gene Ontology annotation, molecular function: sulfotransferase activity.
CCUCCAACAAUGGCUGAAACUACCACCUCUCCAUUCACCAAAAACCAAGCAAAUGUUGAGUUUGAAAAUGAGGCUUAUGAUGAUGAAGACUAUGAAAAACUUAGUCCAGAAUGUAAGGAACUACUUCUUUCUCUUCCUAGAGAGAAGGGUUGGGAUUUUCCAUACCUCUAUUUGAACAAAGAUAUUUGGAUUCCUGCGCAUCGAAUCCAAGCCAUGUGCUCAUUCCAAAAGCACUUUCAAGCCAUGGAUGAUGAUACUGUUAUCGCUACCUUACCAAAAUCUGGCACUACUUGGUUGAAAGCCCUCACGUUUGCCAUUGUAAAUCGUAAGGUUUUCUCUCCUUCAGAAAAUAACCAUCCUUUACUUGUUUCCAAUGCACAUGAUCUUGUUCCUUUCUUUGAGUUCAAUCACUAUGCAAAUAACCAAGUUCCUAAUCUCUCCAAUUUGCCUAAACCAAGACUUUUUGGUACCCAUAUUCCAUUUCAUUUGCUGCCCGAGUCAAUUACCAAAUCGAAAUGCAAGAUAAUCUAUUUAUGUCGUAACCCAUUUGAUAAUUUCGUGUCAUUUUGGCUUUUUAUCAACAAAGUCACACCACCAUGCUUACCCAAAUUAUCACGUGAGGAAGCAUUUGAGCGUUACUCAAACGGGAUCAAUGACACUGGCCCAUUUUGGACUAAUAUGUUGGGUUAUUGGAGAGAAAGCCAACAGUCUCCGAACAAGAUUCUAUUUUUAAAGUACGAAGAUUUGAAAAGAGAUGUCAAAUUCAACUUGAAGAGAAUGGCUGAGUUCUUAGACUGUCCAUUCAACUCAGAGGAGGAAAGUGAUGGUGUUAUUGACAACAUAGUUGAGCUGUGUAGCUUUGAGAAGAUGAAGGGAUUGGAAGCAAAUAAGACUGGAAAGUUUUUGCAAAAGUACGAGUACAAAUACUUCUUUAGAAAAGGUGAAGUAAGAGAUUGGGUCAAUCAUUUUUCCCCUUGGAUGGUAGAGAAAUUAUCCAAAAUGGUAGAAGAGAAAUUGGGUGGUUCUGGUUUGUCCUUUUAAUAAAUCUCUUUAACUUUCUAGCAAUAAUUUAUGCCAAAAAAAAAACAAUAUGCAUCAUGUUUUCUGUUAUGAUAUUAAUUAUCUGUGUAGAUUUCUUGUGUUGAUAUUGAUGCAUAGGAAUGUAUUCACUCAACCAAGUGAAGAAAACACAAAUACUCUUAUACCAUAUUUGGAUGCAAAGAAUUUGGAUUUGGAUUAGAGAAUUUAAGCCAAAUUCACUAUUUGUAUCCCUAAAAAUCCAUAUUUUACGUUAUAAUUUUUUUUUGUAAUUUCAAAUUCUUCAUGCACCCUAGAUAUUUAGGUAUUCUAAUCUCUUGUUCUCUUUC